Molecule: messenger RNA, 4867 nt
Organism: Amorphotheca resinae ATCC 22711
Lineage: Eukaryota; Fungi; Ascomycota; Leotiomycetes; Helotiales; Amorphothecaceae
Exons: 8
Coding region: 308-4756 (1482 amino acids)
Biological process (GO): negative regulation of transcription by RNA polymerase II
Cellular component (GO): chromatin; Sin3-type complex
Molecular function (GO): transcription corepressor activity
Source: RefSeq, a predicted model, not a curated record
CACAUUUCACAUCCCCGCCAUCGACAGCCUCCUUACAUUCAAUCCAGCGCCUCUCGCAGCCUCGACUCCUACUAGAGGUGACCUGAAGGUCAAUUAUGCGCACCUUUCAGUAAACUUUGUGUCGUUUGAAGGGUGCAUCGCAACGAAUGCUAAACGGCCUCCUGUGCAUCGAAAUUGCCCUCCUACGUCCAACACCUAUAGAAUCUUGAACAGUAACCCGCCGACCUCGAUUCUCUGGCCAAGCUCCUAUCUACCGCCUACAUAGAGACAGGUGUCAGAUACCCUCCGUUCAUGGGACAUCCAGUUUAUGAACAAUCAACCACACGGCCCUGCAGCCUUUGAUCGAAAACGCGAACACAUGGACGAACAGACAAGACAGCGCGUGUUGCAGCAGCAACAAGAAGAACUGGCGCAGCGUGAGCGGGAAUACAAUGAAAGACAGGAAAGAGACCGGCAGCAGAGAGAACAAUAUGGCCCAGCUCCCCCCCAUCAGAACAACACUGGUUCGAUUCCGAUACACCAGCCUGUAGCGUCACGUCUACCUGGUGCCAUCCAUAGCCCUGGCGGCCUUCUAGCAAACCACGGCGGUGCCCCUCCUUCUGGAGCCCUGGGCGCUCCAAGUGGUCCGGGCAACGCCUUCGGUGGUCCUCUACACAGUGAUGCAAACCGCUCAGUCCAACACAACCCGCAACCUGCUGCUGCCCAGCUCCAACAGCAUCAGGCAUUUGGCCAAAGCCUACUUGGGCAUAAUAGCGCGUCUUCCAACGUCCCACUUGGCGUGCCUGGCGGACCUGUGGUUGCCUUUGGUGGCCCAUUACAGCAGCAGCAACAGCAACAGCAGCAGCAGCAAGAAGCAGCUUCAAGACUGCAACAGAUCCCAUUCGGUCAACCUGUUACUCCUGCACAUCAAAUUCCUGGUGCGCCUGCGCUAGGACAAGGCGGACAACAACCUAUCCUGAAUGAUGCUCUAAGCUAUCUUGAUCAGGUCAAGGUUCAAUUUGCCGACCAGCCAGAUGUAUACAAUCGUUUCUUGGACAUCAUGAAAGACUUUAAAAGUCAGGCCAUUGACACCCCGGGCGUUAUCAACCGCGUCUCUGAACUUUUUGCUGGGCACCCAAACCUAAUUCAGGGGUUCAACACGUUCCUGCCUCCUGGAUAUCGUAUCGAGUGCGGAACAGGGAAUGAUCCGAACACAAUUAGAGUGACGACCCCAAUGGGCACAACUGUACAAUCGAUAACUGGAGCUGGCCGUCCACCUCUCCCGGACAAUUCGAUUGGACAAGGUGGUGCAAACAAUGCAUAUUAUGCUGGACAACGCCCUGGGAAUUGGCAACAACAACCACAACAUAACAUUGAAAGUCCCGAAGGAGUAUUCAGCCCCCAGAACCAAAGUGGAGGGCCGGCGUUCAACCAAAAUCAGACACAUUCUAGUUACGAGGCACAACAAGCAGCCGCUGCUGCUCAUCAACAGCAGCAAAGAGGUGUUUCACAAUUGACGAGCGCCGUGGCAACCACUCUGGGACAUCCUCCUCGGAAUGCACAAACACCUACGCCCGGUGGUCAAUCGAAUAUGAACGGUGCUGGAGCACAGCCAGGUCUCGAGAAAAGAGGCCCCGUCGAGUUCAACCACGCAAUCAGCUACGUAAACAAGAUAAAGAAUCGCUUCCAAGAUCGACCGGAGAUCUAUAAACAGUUCCUCGAGAUCCUCCAAACAUACCAACGGGAAUCGAAGCCGAUCCAGGACGUCUAUGCUCAGGUCACUUUUCUUUUCAACACCGCUCCUGACCUCCUUGAGGAUUUCAAGCAGUUCCUACCCGAAUCUGCCGCUCAAGCAAAAGCUGCUGCAGCUGCCAAAGCUGCCGAAGAAGUGGCAGCACUGGCAAAUAACACACAAACUCCGCAAGCUUCUCACGGACCUCGUGGAGAGACCAAGAUGCCUCCUGUAGGUAACUUUGCAGUUCCUGCCAGCACGAGCAAGGAAAACAAGAAGCGACCGCGUAACGCCACGUCGACUCCAUCGGGGCCGCAACCUAAUACAGUUGGCGAAAGUUCUGCUAGGAACAUGGUGCCUGUUGGAAAGAGACCAAAACUUCAUCAUAACAAGCCAAUUACAUCAGAUGCGCCUGCAGUGUCGCCAACUUUGACUCCUGUCAUGCCCGAGCCACUCCCGCCAACGACUACGUCGGCUGCAUCAUCCGAAGAGCUGGCAUUCUUCGAUCGUGUGAAGAAGUACAUUGCGAACAAGUCCACGAUGAACGAAUUCCUGAAACUCUGUAACUUGUUUUCUCAGGAUUUGAUUGAUCGUAAUGUGCUUGUGCACAAAGUCAGCAAUUUCAUCGGCGGUAACCCAGAUUUGAUGAAUUGGUUCAAGGCGUUUGUCAAUUACGAAGGCGACGACGAAGUAAUCGACAAUCGACCAAAAGCACCAACUGGUAAAGUUGCAUUGAGCAAUUGCCGUGGACUGGGACCAAGCUAUCGUCUUCUUCCAAAACGGGAGCGCUUGAAACCGUGCAGCGGACGAGAUGAAAUGUGCCAGUCUGUGCUCAAUGAUGACUGGGCCUCGCAUCCUACCUGGGCAUCGGAGGAUUCCGGCUUUGUCGCCCAUCGAAAGAACAUCUUCGAAGAGAGCCUUCACAGAAUUGAAGAGGAGCGGCAUGAUUACGAUUUCAACAUCGAGGCCAACUCAAAGGUCAUUCAACUUCUCGAGCCGAUCGGGCAAUCCCUCUUGGCAAUGGAUCCCAUAGAGAGAGAAAACUUCCGCAUGCCGACCGCACUUGGUGGCCAAAGCCAAUCCAUCUACAAGCGCGUGCUGAAGAAAAUCUACGGACCGGAUCGAGGACCUGAAGUUGCUGCGGAUUUGUUCAAGGACCCUUGCUCUGUGCUUCCAAUUGUGCUGGCACGUUUGAAGCAGAAGGAUGAAGAGUGGCGUUUUACACAGCGCGAAUGGGAGAAGGUCUGGAACGCACAGACUCAGGCAAUGUACUUGAAGAGUCUUGAUCACAUGGGUAUCCACGUCAAGUCAUCUGACAAGAAAAACUUUGCCAUGAAACAUCUUAUUGAUGCAAUCAAGACUAAGCAUGAAGAGCAAAGACGCCAGCGCAGCAUCAAGGGAAGGGGCCCAAGACAUCAGUUUGCCUAUGAAUUUACCGAUCAAGGGGUCAUUGCAGAUGUUCUCCGCUUCAUGGUUCUCUAUGUCACCCAUUCAAGCCAGCACAACAGCGCUGAGAGACGUCGCAUCUGUGAAUUUUUCGAAAAAUUCAUCCCUACCUUCUUCGACAUCUCAGAUGAACUUGUGACGGACCGCACUGGAGAUAUUGAUCGCGGAACUCCAGAUGAUGACUUUGAUGAUGCUGCGCCCACUGAGCUACCAAAUGGCCGAGGUCGACGACCAGGAAAUGGAAAGAAGACUGAUCUGCGCCGCGGUGUCCUUGACAGAGCUCGAAAUGGUACCCGGGGUCGUGGCCACAAGGAAGGUAGUGCUAGUGGAAGCAAGGAGUCUACCCCAGACGUUGAUUCGGUGGUCGAAGAUGAUGCUGGUGAAGCUGCCGAGGAUCAGGCUGUUACGGAAGUCACCAAUGAGCGCUGGCUGGCGGUACCCGGUGCAGCCGCUAUUCAUGGGACAAAGCCUCUCGACUCGGAAGACCUCGAAUUGAGGGCUGAUCAGCCUUUCAAACGCAGAUGGUACAGCCUCUACAGCAAUUCCACAAUCUACGUCUUCUUCAGCAUUUUCCAAACACUUUAUCGUCGUCUUAAGGAGGUCAAGGAAAGCGAGAGCGACGCCAUCGCAGACGCCAACCGUGCCAAAAGUGCCAAGCCUGCCAAGGUAAUUGGCCUCCUGGAUGAGAAGACUGACUAUUUCCUUGCUGACGAUAGCGAGGAGACCUACUAUUCAAAAACCUUGGCUAUAGUCGAAGAUUUCAUCACGGGUGACCUUGAAGAAGCAAAAUAUCAAGACUACCUUCGGCAUGUCUACUUGAAGAAAGGCUGGCAGCUCUACACUAUCACAGACCUUCUCAAGUCCCUUUGCAGGCAGGGUGUCGCUUGCUCUUCAAAUGAUGUCAAGGAGAAGACUCCAGAUCUCCUCGAACAAUUUUAUCACGACAGAGAAUCAAAAGAAACAUCAUUCAAUACAGAGAUAAACUUGCGCAAGCAAGCCGACAAAUACAUCAAAGAGGGCGAGUUAUUCUUGAUUCGUUGGAUUCCAAGCAAAGCACAAGCGACAGUUCAAUGGCUGCAGAAGGAUGAGACAACCUUUGACCUCGAUGACAUGGAACUCAAGGAUCGCUGGCAAUACUACGUCUCCUCUUUCGCCCGCGUAGAACCCACCGAAGGCGUCCCCCGAGACCGUGUAGGCCGUUCCGUCCUGGUGCGCAACGUUGGCUCUCCUGAUGCCGUAUCAGAAGACGGCUUAAACAUACCAAAACCUCUCGUCUAUCUCGAAGACCUGACUCUCCGCAUUUGUGUGAACAGCUACAAGAUGGUCUACAAACAGCCCGGCUCCGAGUACUAUAUCUACUCGAACAACCCUCUUACUUGGGAUACCGAGAAGAAUGCUUCCGCUGCUAGGGUCCGCUUGCAGAAAUUCGAGGAUGCUCGAAAUGAGAAGUUCCGAGAGAUCUUUCACAUGAACAACAGUUGGAUGAAGGGCUUGGAUCAUGAUCAAGUCCAGAAGAUGACUCUGGAUUGCAAGAAGUGGAUUGAUGAGGGCAUUCUUCCUCCUUCGGCCAAUGGUUCGACCGAUCAGGCUUCUCAGUAAGAAUGGGAACAGGGUGGCCAUAAUUAUGAAUCGUGGCUUUUUUUUCUUUCUAUGUUUCUGCUUUUUUACUUUACUACAUUACUGGCCUUGACGGAUGGGCUUGCCGAGGUC